AUGGCAGAACCACCAGUGGAUGAAUGUAAUCUGACGAUGACAGAUCCCCCGGAUGCUCAGAACACCAUCGAUAACUCAAAUGAAGCAGUUAUCGUACCCCCAAGCGACGCAGACAAGCUGAAGGCAUCGACAAGUCGUUGGUGUGCUAUUAUUGAUUUAAACAAAGGAGACAAAGGAGAUGGGAACGGCUCGCCGAGUGCCGAGGACAAAGCUACUCAAGAAAUCGCCAGUAAACUCGAGAUGGCGAUUGGAGACGCGAUUACUGCUCUUGAGUUCGACUACUACGUCCUUGGAGUCGCGCUGUUCCGCUUCUUUACGACGGUCGGGUUCUGCGUCAUUUUCGCAGUUCUAGUGAACUCUGGAACGCCCAAUGAGGAGAUCCCCAGCGACUUCUAG
Messenger RNA from Phytophthora nicotianae INRA-310, 396 nucleotides. RefSeq lists its product as hypothetical. Bases 1 to 396 code for a protein of 131 amino acids. Lineage: Eukaryota; Oomycota; Peronosporomycetes; Peronosporales; Peronosporaceae. The transcript has 2 exons. The record is from RefSeq and is a predicted model, not a curated record.